AUGGCUCGAAUAGGGGCUUGGUGUAAGGGCGCCCCCGCCGAGGCGGAGCGCCUCCCUGCCCGAGUGCCGCUAGAGAUGCAGCAGGAGAUCGAGCGAACCACGCUUCUCACGUCCAAGGAAAUACAGGGGCUGUAUGAUCGAUAUCGAAAGUAUGCGCCUAAUGGCCGCCUCCUCUUUUCGCGCUUCUGUGAUACAUUGGGAGUUCUAGGAAUGCUCGACGACACAAUGAUAGCCGAGCGAAUGUUUAGAGCUUUUGACCAAAACAAGGACGGAGAAUUGAGCUUUACGGAAUUUGCGACUGCGCUGGGCAUCAUGAUGCGAGGCAAGGACGAUGAGAAGUUGGAUCUUUCCUUCAAAAUCCUCAAUCCAACCUACUCCGGGACAGGAGAGUGCCUGGAGGACUAUCGUUCGCAUUCUGCUUCUUCUUCAGACACGGAAAACGCGGUGCCUGCUGAUCCGCCUCGCAACGUGGAUAGCCGUCCUGCGGGAUCCAGAGCGUCUCUAGAAGGGACAGAGGGCGAUGCCAUCCCCGGAGAUGGGGAUGUUGCUGCCCCCACUGCCGCUGAGCUAUCCUCGUCUCAGGAUGUGCGGAGUGUUUCCGAGGAGGGGCCAGAAAUAAUACUCCCCAGAUCCUUCGGCGUAUCCUGCAGCACGUUAAAGGGGCAGCAGACGAGGCCUUUGGCAGCAACGGUUUCCUCUCCAGCGCGCGGAAGUCGCGAUAUGCGAUGGUUCGAGCGCCACAAGGCGGUAAUUUACGCAGACAGCUUGGGCCUGGAGGAGUUCAUGGACCUGGUGCGAUGUCUACAAGCCUCAAGACGGGCCUUACUGGGUGGCGAGGGCAUAGUGGCACCCGACGAGGAUAUUGCAACUGUGUUUCUGCCUCUUGCCUCCGAGAUGCCGGAUGGGUCGCGCCGGAUGCUGCUACGCGACUUCAAACGCGCUGUCCUCUGCAGUCCACGAUUUUUAUGCCUCCUAGGCGUGGUCUCAAAUGGUGGAGCUGCCCCUUCCUUCUACCCCGAUGGCCUCAUUGCCGCGAGGUCGGACAGGAGACCGUCGCUGCUCUCCGCAACUGCACCCUCCGCACAGGGGGCCCCUGCGCGAGGCCGCCAGAGUUCUGCGGAUUUACGCGCUUCUGUCCGAGCUGAACUGCUGCGGCGAGUGCGUCAGGCAGAGGCGCGUGCAGAGCAGCAGCAGCGUAAGCUGCAUCAGCAGCAGCGCGAGCAGCUGGAGGAGCUCGCCAAGAGCUUAAGGGAGGUUGAGCGGGAUGUGGAGGCAGUCAAGGUAGCCCUUGCGCAGGAGGCCCCUAAAAAGAGUCUCCCGGUGUCUCCUAAAUCGCCAGCUGCAGAGGCGCUCUUGGAUACACUCCAGGAGAGUCCUUAUGGACGCCUUUGCAGCAGUCCCGUUCGCGAUAUUCCCUCGAGGGAAGAGGUCAGUCUCUCCGCAAGAAAACGGCCUGUAUUAGGCUCUUUCAAUGCGUCUGUCUCACCAGCAGCGAGAUCUGCGCAUGCUUGGGGAGGGGCCUUGUUAGAGCGUGCAGUUUGCGACGCAUCACCCCCUCCAGUCGCAAGCGCAGCCACUGCUGCUGCAGCUGCUGCAGUUGCUGCGCUGCAGCAGGCUGAGAAGCAGCUUAACCGCAUCCUAGAAGAGAGCAGCUGCGCCGUGCCGAACCCCCUCAUUCACAUUGCAGAUCAGCUCCUUAUCGGCCUAGGAAGCAGCAUGAGCCUCGAUAGCUCCCAUAACAUUCUACUUUCGGGGGAUGCUUUUCAGGGGGGGCAGAAACCAUCCACAGUCACCAACGAUCUUCCCAACAAUCCUGUUCGUAGAUCGCUGCUUCUUCCUAAGCUAACCGCGGAGCCUCCGGGGAGGAGUCUGGACGAAUCUCAAAUCUCCCCCGCUGGCGGCUCGACAAUGAUGCUCUCCGAGGGGUCAAAGCGGCACAAAGUUUACUUCGCAGAUGGACAGCAGAGAGCUUCUUGUGAAGAAGAAGCAGGUAUGAGCCAUUGCAGGCAAACAGCAAUUUCUUCUCCAAUAUCUGUUGCAGAAGGGCUGGCUCUCUUCUCUAGCGCUCCGAAUGCCGAAAGGAUUGGCAGUUCGACUGAUAUCGCAACCGCUGAUGUAGAGAGGUCUGCGGGAAAGGAGGCCAAGGGCUUUGUCGUUCACUUUGGGCAUCAGUCUUGGAAUAUGGUGAUAAACAUCAUGGUUGGCAUCCGCUUGGCGGGGGGCCGUGCGAUGAGCGAGCCUCACAGAGCAGUUGAACCUUACGAUUUCCUUAUGAAAGAGAAGUUCUCUGUGCUACCAAAGACUGGAAUGGUGGACAAGCAAAAGCGGAAAGCUGCCCUGUGUGCAGUUCGCUUCAUCGAUUAUGCGCCAAUGGUCUUCCGCCGCCUACGCGCAAUAUUUGGCAUCGACUCUUUACUUUAUAUUCGAUCCGUUGGUCCGGAGCAGCUUCUGGGUAACCUUAUCCUCGGAAAUUUAGCGUCUCUUUCCGAACUAGUUUCUGAAGGCAAGAGCGGUUCCCUCUUUUACUAUACGACCGAUGGAAGGUUUAUGAUUAAGACGGUUUCAAAAGAGACGGCAAUUUUUAUGCGCUCCAUUUUGUUCGAUUACUAUAAGCACGUCUCCACAUGCUCGAACACUCUGCUUACCCGUUUCUGCGGCCUCCACGCACUUCGGCUCAAAGACAAAUCUGGGCAAAUAUUUGGACUCAAGGAGCCUUGGAGGCGCAAGACAUAUUUCAUGGUUAUGGAGAAUUUCUUUCACACCCCCGUGGAGAUACACCGCCGUUACGAUCUCAAGGGGUCAACGCAAGGGCGCUCUCUGCCACCUGAGCUUCUUGGUGACUCUACGGUGGCGCGCAAGGAUAAUGACAUCAUACGAGACGGAGAGCUGGCAAGUCUCACAAUUGAAAUAGGUCCAGAGCGCAAACAACUUUUCAUUGAUCAACUAACGAUUGACGCCACCUUCCUCAGGGACCACGGGAUUAUGGAUUACUCCUUACUUUUAGGAAUCUCCUACGCUCACCGGACGCAAGAUUUCACCUUUUGUCAGAACGGCACUUUGCAAAUCGACGAAGAGGCCCGUUUUUGUCAAUUCAUGUCGCCCGCUGUGCUCUCCGCGUUCUUGUUUACAGGCACGGAGUUCGAACGGCCUUUCUGGUGUAGAGAUCUCGGGGGCUUGCAGAGCACCGAUCGAACGCGGUUGUAUUACAUGGGGAUUAUCGAUAUUUUGACGCACUGGAAUUCCAGGAAGAAGGUGGAGCAUAUUGCUCGCGUCCUUCAGACAGGAAACGCAUCGGGGGUUUCUUGUGUGAACCCAACUCAAUAUGCCCAGCGCUUUGUUGACUUCAUUUCCCGACACACUGUUUGA
Cyclospora cayetanensis is the source of this 3366-nucleotide messenger RNA. RefSeq lists its product as uncharacterized. The transcript is spliced from 19 exons. Gene Ontology annotation, molecular function: phosphatidylinositol kinase activity; calcium ion binding. The coding region runs from base 1 to 3366 and encodes 1121 amino acids. Gene Ontology annotation, biological process: phosphatidylinositol metabolic process. The record is from RefSeq and is a predicted model, not a curated record. Lineage: Eukaryota; Apicomplexa; Conoidasida; Eucoccidiorida; Eimeriidae.